Messenger RNA from Labrus bergylta (ballan wrasse), 720 nucleotides. It is a transcript of the gene pdap1b, whose product is annotated as pdgfa associated protein 1b. The record is from RefSeq and is a predicted model, not a curated record. Gene Ontology annotation, molecular function: RNA binding. Lineage: Eukaryota; Metazoa; Chordata; Actinopteri; Labriformes; Labridae. Gene Ontology annotation, cellular component: cytosol.
UGUAAAGUUACUCAUACCGAGGCUAGCUGUUAGCUGUUAGCUCGAGCUGCUUCAACUCACCUGUUCAUGUCCAUAUUCACCUGCCAGGAAGACUAAAGUCUGCGCCAGCUGAGAUGCCGAGAGGAGGGAGGAAAGGAGGACACAAAGGUCGCAUGCGGACCUACACGAGUCCGGAGGAGAUCGACGCUCAGAUGAAGGAGGAGAAGGAGAGGAAGGAGCAUGAACAGGAGCAGGAGGAGGCGGGAGCUGCUCAGAUGGACCAAUCAGAGGAGAAGCUUCCAGCAUCCAGUUCAGACAAUAGUGACGAUGAAGACUCAGCGAGGAGGAGAGGCGGUGUGGAGGGUUUGAUAGAAAUCGAGAACCCGAACAGAGUCGCUCAGAAGUCCAAGAAGGUGGCGCAGAUCGAGGUGGACGAGCCCAAACAGUUAUCAAGGAGAGAGAGAGAGGAGAUCGAGAAACAGAAGGCGAAGGAGCGUUACAUGAAGAUGCACUUAGCGGGGAAGACGGAUCAGGCGAAAGCCGACCUUGCUCGUCUCGCCAUCAUCAGGAAACAGAGAGAGGAGGCGGCGAGGAAGAAAGAGGAGGACAAAAAAGCUAAAGACGCAGCCUCAGCCCAAGGAAAAAACUUGCACAUACUGAAAUGAUGCAGACGACAGAAGCAGACGACAGACGACCAACGCAGACGACAGAAACAGACGACAGAUGACAGAAACAGACGCA